Molecule: messenger RNA, 2265 nt
Organism: Salvelinus namaycush (lake trout)
Lineage: Eukaryota; Metazoa; Chordata; Actinopteri; Salmoniformes; Salmonidae
Gene: piga
Product: phosphatidylinositol glycan anchor biosynthesis, class A
Exons: 7
Coding region: 180-1664 (494 amino acids)
Biological process (GO): GPI anchor biosynthetic process
Cellular component (GO): glycosylphosphatidylinositol-N-acetylglucosaminyltransferase (GPI-GnT) complex
Molecular function (GO): phosphatidylinositol N-acetylglucosaminyltransferase activity
Source: RefSeq, a predicted model, not a curated record
GCGGACCAGGAAGUGAAGAGGUUGUUUUGAUUGACAGAAAUUUGAAUGAAGAUGGACUGAGACAAAAUGUAGGUUUAUAUCAAACAAAAAACAAUUUCGCUUUGUUUUGAAGGUGCAUGGUUGCUCUAAAUGUAAGACGCCUGUAUGAGUGACGCACACCACCAUAUAACUCCACCACCAUGGGCCAGCGAAGGAGGGUGGCAGCUGUCCACGCUCCCCCAGCCAACAGACACCCUGAUGGGCUCACAGUGGCUCCCCAGGCCCCUGCCAGGAAGCACAACAUCUGCAUGGUGUCAGACUUUUUUUACCCCAACAUGGGUGGGGUGGAGAGCCACAUCUACCAGCUGUCUCAGUGUCUGAUAGAGAAGGGUCACAAGGUGGUGAUCGCCACCCACGCCUACGGCUGCAGAAAGGGGGUCCGCUACCUGACCAACGGGCUCAAGGUGUACUACCUGCCCCUGCAGGUGAUGUACAACCAGUCCACAGCUACCACCUGCUUCCACAGCCUGCCGCUGCUGCGCUGCGUGUUUGUCAGGGAGCGUAUCACCGUGGUGCACGCCCACAGCUCCUUCUCUGCCAUGGGCCACGAUGCAUUGUUCCACGCCAAGACCAUGGGCCUCAACACGGUGUUUACUGACCACUCCCUCUUUGGUUUUGCUGAUGUUAGCUCAGUGCUGACCAAUAAGCUGCUGACGGUGUCUCUGUGCGACACCAAUCACAUUGUGUGCGUGUCGUACACCAGUAAGGAGAACACCGUGCUUAGGGCAGCACUUGACCCCGAGAUUGUUUCUGUCAUCCCCAACGCUGUCGACCCCACAGACUUCACCCCCGACCCUUCCCAGCGCUAUGACGACAGGAUCACCAUCGUAGUGGUCAGCCGCCUCGUUUAUCGUAAAGGAAUAGAUCUUCUGGGUGGGAUCAUCCCAGAGCUGUGCCUCAAACAUCCCGAUCUACAUUUCCUGAUUGGUGGAGAGGGACCAAAGAGAAUCGUGUUGGAGGAAGUGAGAGAAAAAUACCAGCUACACGACAGGGUGCGUCUCCUGGGGGCCCUUGAGCAUAAGGAUGUGCGGGGGGUCUUGGUCCAGGGACAUAUCUUCCUCAACACCUCCCUGACCGAGGCCUUCUGCAUGGCUAUAGUGGAGGGGGCCAGCUGUGGACUACAGGUGGUAAGUACGCGUGUUGGAGGGAUCCCUGAGGUUCUGCCUGAGGAUCUGAUCACCCUGUGUGAGCCCACCGUGCGUUCUCUUUGUGCCGGCCUGGACAGUGUCAUCGCUAGGCAACGAUCGGGCAGCGUCGCCUCCCCAGCUUCCAUCCACGCCCACGUCUGCACCCUCUACACCUGGAGGAAUGUUGCAGAGAGGACAGAGAAGGUGUAUGACCGUGUGGCUGGGGAGAAGGUUCUUCCUCUUGACAGACGGCUGCUCAGAUUGAGAACCCACUGUGGCCCUGUGGCAGGCUCCAUCUUUGCCUUCUUCGCUGUCCUCGACUUCCUCUUCCUGAUCCUUCUCCGCUGGCUCCUCCCAGACUGCCUCAUAGACGUUGCCAUGGACGCCACGGGCCCCCAGGGGCUGUGGAGGCAGGGCUUGGGCGAUAGGAAAGGAACUCACUCUAAAAGUGCCAUGUUGACAAAGGAGGAGCCAGGUGGUCAAAAGACCAAGCUAUGAUGAUAACUCCAAGCAAACACAACUCCUUAUCCUCAACCUUAAUAUAACUGCUUAAAAAAAUCUUAACUUGACCUCUGACCCAACACCUAAUCACCUGUGGAUACUGACCACUCAUUGCAGAAUGUUUUAAGGGGAACCCUGAUGUUUACAAUAGGAUGAGUGUUCUUGCUCAGGUUAAGACGGUUAUAGAUAUACUUUUUAUUCUUUGUAACCCCGGAAUGAACUACAAAACUGAAGCACUAAUGUUCCACUCCUAGUUUUUGUAUUUUAAUUUCUUUAUCAAUGCUUUGCACUGAAUAAAGAAGGAUAUAGGUUCACAGAUAAUUAUUUGAUUAAGGAAGGAGGUUGGGGGGUAUACCGUUAUUACAAAAAUGCCACAAUGAAUGCCACUGGUUGCCAUAGACAGCAGUAUAAACUUUAAGGGGAGUCUAAUAGCAUAGUUUUGUAUUUCAACACCACCCACUAACCAAGUUCCCUUCCUUGUCCUUUUGUGCUUGAAUUUCAUUUUUUGUAGUUCUCAACUUCUUAAGGACAGGGGGUGCUGUUUUCACUUUUGGGGAAAAUCGUAUCCAAUUUAAACGGCCUCGUACUCAAUUCUUGC